Molecule: messenger RNA, 1059 nt
Organism: Dermacentor albipictus
Lineage: Eukaryota; Metazoa; Arthropoda; Arachnida; Ixodida; Ixodidae
Source: RefSeq, a predicted model, not a curated record
UGUGCGCGCAUCCUUCCCGUGCUCCGCGGAUGACUGCGUCCCCAGCCAUCAAAGCGAUGUCCGCUUGCGACCAACAGCCUGAUUCUGUGGUGGACGUGAGCGACUUUUUCGGCAACGAGUUCGCGGUGGAGAGCGUGUUCGACUUCCUUGGCAUCGAGGAGCUCUUCGCAUGUGCCGAGCUGAACCGGCUGUGGCAGUCGGUCACACUGGCUCUGCUGAGGAAGAAACUGAUCUCCAUCUCCUUAUGCUGUUCGCCGAAAUCGGAGCAGCCGAGUCCGCAGCCAGUGCUGGAAAGGCAUCACGCAUGCGCAGAGAUCCUGCGUCCGAAGCUCGCUCACUACCGCAACAUCGAGCGCUUGGCCGGCAUGCGUCCAUCCCUUGUGUUCCUGUCCUAUCACGCCGACCUGAACGAGGACGGGAGGGGUAAGCUCGGGCUGAGCACAGGCCAGGAGGUCUCCGGGAAAAGCCAACAUGAAAUAUUGGACUGCGUGCGUGAGCUGCGGCCCCCGGACUCUGUCAUCGUGUGUUUCCAGCUGGAGUUCAUCCGACCCGCCGACGACUCCGAUGACGGCACGCACGAAGGCAUCUUCGGCGAGUUUCUUUUCCACGCCGAGCCAGCCGUGCGACCUGCGCCAACCGACGACGACCUGCAGCUGGACAGCUCUGUCCCAGGCCAGGCGCUGGGGCGUCGUUCCGAAGGCGAGCCGCCAGCCGUUCCGGUUGCUGCGGCCGCUGCCCCAGCCGGUGGAUCGCUGCCGGCGUUGCCUGCGGUCCAGCCACGUCCCCGCGUUCUAUCGACGGUCCGAGGCCGCGGCGCCGUCUUCCACAACGUGCUGCCCGGCGGGCUCCUGUACCAGGGUUUGCACGUGACUGAAGGCAGCCUGGAGGAGGACGUCGCCAACUCCUACUUCCCGGAAGAGGCCACCGGCAGGAUCAUACAGGAGGAGAAUGCGUCCAGGUCUACGCUGCAUACGACGCCAUUGUGGGUCCACUAAUAGUAGUUUAAGUGUGAAUAAAUAACGUGAUAAAUUAAUCUUUGUUUCGUUUGAAAGUGUACAA